GUUCAUGAACCUCUCCACGACACGAGCGAGAUUCUUCUCUCUCUUUCUCUCUCUUAUUGGUCAGUGUAACGCAUAAUAUUAGAAGUAGAUGAAGAAGAGAGAGAAUAUGGAGAAUAGGCUUCAAUGGAGGCUCUUUCCCCUGCUUGCGAUACUCGCUUCAUAUUUGGUCUUCUUCUACGUCCAAAACCAUUCCGAGCUCUCACAUAAUAGAUGUAGUCUGCUGCCUCACCAACACUAUUGGAUAGCUAGCAAGCGGAUUGUGAUACCACAAGGGAUUAUAUCUGGAGCAGUUGAGGUGAAGAAUGGGAAGAUUGUAUCGAUUGUCAAAGAAGAAGAAAGGUUGUGGAGUUCCAAGUUGGGGCAAGUAAUUGACUAUGGAGAUGCGGUUGUCAUGCCUGGCUUGAUUGACGUGCAUGCACAUCUUGAUGAUCCCGGAAGAACUGAAUGGGAAGGAUUUCCUUCAGGAACUAAAGCGGCUGCUGCUGGAGGUAUAACGACAUUGGUUGACAUGCCUCUGAAUAGUUUCCCCUCAACUGUGUCUAGGGACACAUUGAAACUUAAGAUUAAGUCGGCAGAGAACAGAAUUCAUGUCGAUGUUGGUUUUUGGGGAGGUCUUGUUCCUGAAAAUGCGUUCAACCAUUCCGCUCUUGAAGACCUCUUAAAUGCUGGUGCUCUUGGUCUAAAGUCGUUUAUGUGUCCUUCAGGGAUCGAUGAUUUUCCCAUGACAAACAUUAGUCAUAUUAAGGAGGGCCUGUCAAUACUUGCAAAAUUUAGAAGACCUUUACUUGUGCAUUCAGAGAUUCAAAAAGAUCUUGAAAGCCCUUUGGGACUCGAAGAAGAUGGUGCCAAUGACCCUCGUUCUUAUUCAACAUAUCUCAAGACUAGGCCGCCUUCAAUGUUGCUGAAACUUUCCAACUCUGUUUUUUUAACUUUUUGGUUCAAACACAGGGAGGAAGCAGCUAUUAGGGAGCUCUUGACAGUGUCAAAAGACACGAGGAUUGGUGGCCCUUUAGUUGGAGCUCAUCUUCACAUUGUUCACUUGUCUGAUUCAAGUUCUUCCUUGAAUCUUAUCAAGGAAGCAAAACGUGGCGGUGACAGUUUGACUGUUGAGACUUGCCCACACUACUUGGCUUUCUCAGCGGAAGAAAUUAAGGACGGAGACACUCGUUUUAAGUGUGCGCCACCCAUUCGCGACGCAGUCAAUAGAGAAAAACUGUGGGAGGCAGUAAUGGAAGGACAUAUCGACAUGUUAAGUUCCGAUCAUUCGCCAACAGAGCCAAAACUCAAGCUUCUUGAGGAGGGUAACUUCUUAAAGGCAUGGGGAGGAAUAUCAUCUUUGCAGUUUGUGCUUCCUGUGACAUGGUCAUAUGGGAGAAAAUAUGGUGUAACAUUGGAACAAUUAGCUUUAUGGUGGAGUGAGAGGCCCGCAAAGCUUGCUGGACAAGAAUUAAAGGGGUCCAUUGCAGUUGGUAAUUAUGCAGAUAUAGUUGUAUGGGAACCUGAAGUAGAGUUCAACCUCAAUGAUGAAUAUCCUGUAUACCUUAAACAUCCUGGUAUUUCUGCCUACAUGGGAAGCAAGCUAUAUGGAAGAGUUUCGGCAACCUUUGUGAGGGGAAACCUUGUCUACAAAGAGAAGAACCAUGCCACUGCUGCUUGUGGUGUCCCAAUCCUCGCAAUAUAGAAGUUGCUGCACCAUUGAACUCCUUUUGUUUUCCUCUUCUUUUUUUUUUUUGGUUUAUGUUAUGUAAUUAAACAUCGAGUUUGUUGUUUCUUUCUUAACAUCAUGUGAAUAUUAUGUACAUCUGUAUAGUACACCACUUUUAAGUACUUUUUCUGUUUUUUCUUUUUUUUCAAUACAAUACGGAAUCAAACCCGCACUCUCAAUUGAAGCUC
This is a messenger RNA of Morus notabilis, 1893 nucleotides long. RefSeq names its product allantoinase. The coding region runs from base 89 to 1681 and encodes 530 amino acids. Gene Ontology annotation, cellular component: cytoplasm. Gene Ontology annotation, molecular function: zinc ion binding; allantoinase activity; cobalt ion binding. The record is from RefSeq and is a predicted model, not a curated record. NCBI's taxonomy places the organism in Eukaryota, Viridiplantae, Streptophyta, Magnoliopsida, Rosales, Moraceae. The transcript is spliced from 15 exons. Gene Ontology annotation, biological process: allantoin catabolic process; purine nucleobase catabolic process.